Molecule: messenger RNA, 3165 nt
Organism: Schistosoma rodhaini
Lineage: Eukaryota; Metazoa; Platyhelminthes; Trematoda; Strigeidida; Schistosomatidae
Source: the annotation of a GenBank genome assembly
AUGGAUGAUUAUAACACGGAAGCCCUAGCUAAAUUACGCGGUCAAGUAGCAGCGGAACAGGAGCGUUUACUUUUUUCCAAAGUCUCUGAAAUUCAGAGACUACAUACCGAACUAGAUAAAUUAAGAUCAGAAAUCACGAAUGUCAAAAACCGCAACACUCAGAUUGUUGAAGAGCAUGAUCAAACCUUGAAAAGUUUGGCAGAUGCUCAGAAAACAAUCAAGUCCAAUGAAACAAUUAUCGCUUGGUUGAAUCGCCAGAUUGCCGAGAACGAUUCAGGUUAUGUACAAAAUCGCUUGAAGCUUUCAGCGUUUCCAGUAAUAAGUGUAUCUUCUGGAGUAAUUUGUCCUCUUACUACUCCUAAUUCACUUACGGAUGCCUCUUCUGGAAGUGAGAAACCCUCAGCAUUCGAAACUACUCCUUCAUAUAUCCCAUUAACGCAGCAUUCCCAAGCUUCUCGUGUAGUCCCUUUAUUUGACACACAUACAUCUGUCAUGGUGUCUUCAUCUUCAAAUACCAACAUCAUGCAAACAGUUGACAAAAGGCUCAUAGAACUACCCAACAGCUCAAAAAAUAAUUUGUGUGUGAAAAAUGUUCCUUCUGCAAUAGAUAACACGACUUUCCCGUCUACAAUACUUACUACUCACCUGCCAGUAUCCACUUCGAGCUGUGUGAUCCCUAAAGAAAAUUGUGACUUAAUCCGUGUUAGAGAUACACUUAGUUAUCCUUAUUCGGGUUCUUCUAUCCCACCCGAAAUUCCUGACACAUUAGCCAUGGAAUUCGCGGAUCACAAUGGCAAAUCACGAAGUAUUUCUGAUCAAAAGAUAUCAUCAACCAAGUGCCUAGAGUCCGUCGAUUAUACUAAUGAUCAAAACUACCAUCAACAAUCACUGGCUUCCGCCUAUUUUCCUCAAAUGUCUCUUUGAUUUUCUAUUUGUAAUCAUUCAACCUUCAAGUGAAAUAAGAUUGGUAGCUUUUUUCACAUUUUUACAGCUGAUGAAUCCGUUACUUACCAAUCAGUUCGGUUACACUUCUCUGUGUUCCCAUUCCUAAGAUAUAGUCUGUAAAUUUUCUGUGAAGCUAGUGAAUAAAAAAGCUGUCUGCUUGCUUAGUUAUUUAUGAAUAUAGUUUUCCUAGAUGAAUGAAUUCAAUUACCACAUUUGUUUCUAGUUCGAAUUAGCUUGGUUUAUGCUCUAGCUAUCUAAUAACUAAAUCCGAGGAUAAAAAUACAAACACAAAAAUAACAGCAGAUUGAAGGGGAAAUGAGUCAUCAACAAAGUUUGCAUAAAAAUGGUAAAACCUGCUGGUCUCCCCCGUAAAGACAGGUCGUUUGCUCGAGUAGUUUUUUUUAUCAUAGUCACAAUCAGUUUGUUGUUAAGUUAUUUUAAUCUCACGAUUUAAGGGAAGACAGAGAGUGUAUACACCUACACCAUUAUGAUCGAUUCUUAGCCAUAUGAUCGAGAGUCUCCCACCGUUGGUUACGAUAGUCGCGCAAACAUCAAGUAGUCUGCAUAUACCAACAUGACUCAACCCAAAACACGUGUACAAUGUUGUUACUCAUGAUGCAAACUCUGAGCAAAAAACCGAGUUCCGAACCACAUUUUGUGAGUGAAUAGCAUUCCUCAGAUGACCAAGACAUACCACUGGAUGUUUUGACCACUGAUCAGAAGUCCAGUGUUAAGACGAGGACACUGUAAUCCUGCGGAUACUGUUUUAUCUGUAUUAACAACACUGGAGCAUCGGGCCAUAGGUUUGUAACUUGCCUCAUUUUGGUUUAGGUAACAAUAAGCAGCACGACUAGGCAUUGGAAAUCGUAGUUCAAAUGUAUAAAUAUUAGUCAGUUUAUCGACUGAGUUUUCGUUAUUAGUUUCGUCAAUUCUACCAAUCACAUUACGUGAUUGUUUGGUCGUGACAGCGCUUUAUGACAAUAUCCAGAAACCAUUAUUCCUAACCAGUUAUAGUUUUAGAUGUGCAAUAUCCAUUUGGAAAUCGGUAGUUUUGCCUUCGAUGCUUAAUAUACUCGAUAGUCCAAAAUAUGUCCACUUUUAAUUAUUCGGAAGUGUCAGGAAUACAAAAUGGUUUGAUCAGCAUGAACGAAUCCGAGUUUCCUGGUAUUAAUACAAGUCUUAGUGCAGAAAUAUUCAUAACUUGGUUUUAAAGUAGACUGGAGUUUUCAUUCUGAGCAUUAUUAUGAGUAAUAGCUACGUUAUGGUUAUCACAUUAGUGCAGUGACGUUUUUGUUUCAUGUGGUUUUAACGAUGUCGGACAUCUUUUUAGGUAAAUUAUCUGAUGGCUUACAAAGGCCUUACGUUCAGUCAAACCUGUUCCCACUCAACCACAAUCAACUGGUGUUUUCUUCCGACACACGCUACGACUUAGUAUACACUAUUUUGUUUAUCUCAAUUCAUUACUUAGACCUCCGUAAAGCUUAUACGAAGGACUCUUCAAAGUGCUUCAUCGCAAACCUAGAUACUAUAUCAUCGAUAAGAAAGGAACUUACGAUGACGUCAACAUUGACGGUCUUAAAGUUGACUAUUUAGAAUGAAACCCUGAUAGUGUUGAUUUUCCUCCGGUACAAUUGGAAGACACGGGGCUCACAAUUACGGAACCUCACCCGAUAAUCAUCAAUCACAAAGAAACUUUGCUGGUAUCUGACAACUGGUCCAGAACAACGCACUCUGCAGCAAGGUUAAGAUUUCCAGAACACUCAAAAGACCACUGAAUGCAGGACACUGCAUAAUAUUUUGUUUUGUCUCGUUUGUUCGCAUUUUUGUGUCGUAAAAGAGAAAUAAACGUUUUGCCACUAUGCUCAUAUAUGCGUUUUCAUUUACUGAAAAGAACCAGGAAAAUUAUUGCACAAAAAUGUUUUUAAACUUUCGCAUGUUAUUAAUACGCACGUAUACAAGUUCUUUUUGUUUUGAACGUUUUGUAUCCCUACGCAUAAGUGCAUUUUGACGUACGCUUACAAUUUCAUUUUUUCUUUCCAAGAUGUCGUAGAAAAACUGACGAAAAAUAUUGUGAACAGGAACUUUCAUAGUACAUUUUUUCAUUUCUGUGUUGUACUGCAUGAUCCCUUGUAUUAGGGAAAGACGGCCUGAUGCUGAUGGACAUAGCAAGCCAUCAGGAGAGUGUUUAUCGACGUCAGGCUCGUAGGGUUGAAACUCCUG